Cryptococcus amylolentus CBS 6039 is the source of this 1254-nucleotide messenger RNA. RefSeq lists its product as hypothetical. Bases 1 to 1254 code for a protein of 417 amino acids. Lineage: Eukaryota; Fungi; Basidiomycota; Tremellomycetes; Tremellales; Cryptococcaceae. The record is from RefSeq and is a predicted model, not a curated record. The transcript has a single exon.
AUGUCCCCGCCAAUACACCCCACCUUCGCCGACCUCGCCCCGCUCCACCCCCGCAUCCUCCUCCACCUCGCCCUCCAAGCCCCCUCCCUUGUCCUCUCCCUCUCCAGCACCACCUACGACGAGUACAUCUCUGUCGUUUAUACCCGCGCGCGGUUGAAAGGGAGCAACGUCAAAGAAUAUUUCGCCGGCUGGCUGGACGGCGUGGGUUGGGAGCGUGUCGGGAGGAAAUGGGGUCCAGCGAGUAACGGCCGGGGGGGAGGAAGCAAGCGCAAACGACUACCUUCAUUCCCUCAUCUCCCUACGCCUCUCACCCUCCCUCCUCCUUCCUCAUCUUCCGCCCCUUCAUCGCCCUUCCUCCCGGACACUUCCAUCUCUCUAACCCAAAGCCCACGAGACACCCGCAAAUUCUCCGCCCUCUCCCACACCUCCCACCUAACCCUCCUCGACGCCCCCUCCCUCUCCACCCUUUGCGCCGCGCACGUCCAGAUCCUCUCCCACUCGCCCAUCAUCCAAAUCCAAACCUCCUCCUCCUCCUCCCGCCGCUCGUCCGCCGAAGAACAGUGGCCCCUCGGUUCUGUCCGCGUCCUCGAAGCAGGCUGGGACCUGGUUUGGUACUUGGCCGACUCUCACGCGCCGGUACCGAGGUUUGAGAGUGUGCCCAUAUGUUGUAUACCGCUGGAUGUUUCGACGCUGAUCGUCAAUCUCGGCGAGUUUCCCAAUGCCGAGUUGCAUCGUCACCCUUCUCUUUCUUCUCCCCCUUCCUCAACCUCUCCAGAGGGCGGGAGCGGCGCAAGAAAAUGGAUGGAAGAAGCGAUAUCCGAGCUCGCCUCCGAAUUCCGUCUAUCCCUCCUCGAACUCCGCGUCCCCCAUUCUUCUUCUUCGUCGUCGAUUUCAAUCCCCGUAUUCCGAUACCCACCCUUCCCAGCCCCCGUCCUGAGGAUCACCUUCCUCCCCCGUCCCCCUCCCCCUCCCUCUCCUUCUCUCUCUCCUUCGCCUUCCACUUCCUCCCCUUCCUCUCCAUCUGCCAUCAUCGACGAGAACGAGGUGGUCGAACACUUGGCACAAAGAGUCGUCGCCUACAUCCGCCAAGUUGGCAAUUCCCCAGGCCCCAGGGUCGAGUUCCUCCUCCCUCCUUCCCUUUCCCAUCCCUCGUCCUCUUCUUUUACGGCGGAGAGGGUCAGACAAAGAGUAGGCGAGUUGGUCGGGGAGGGCGAAAAGUUGGCUUGGCGGGAAUGCCGGUUUUUGGAUGCCUAG